Dichotomopilus funicola is the source of this 1767-nucleotide messenger RNA. RefSeq names its product auxin efflux carrier. Gene Ontology annotation, cellular component: endoplasmic reticulum; membrane. The transcript has 3 exons. The record is from RefSeq and is a predicted model, not a curated record. Lineage: Eukaryota; Fungi; Ascomycota; Sordariomycetes; Sordariales; Chaetomiaceae. Gene Ontology annotation, biological process: transmembrane transport. Bases 1 to 1767 code for a protein of 588 amino acids.
AUGGGUCUACUCGACUUCCGGGCGCCGACGUCAUUGCGCCUGGCCCUGGGCGAUGCAUGGGAUCCGACGACCAUGACGGCGGGGCCGUCGCGCUUCGUCGUCUUUCAGAACACUCCUUCGGAAUCACAUCCUUCGCUCGACCACCUGAUGCUGCUCGUCUUUGGUGCUGUGCUGGAGGUUGUCUGCGUCAGCUUACCGGGGUACAUCAUUGCGCGGCUCGGUCAUUUUGACGCCGACAAGCAAAAGUUUCUUGCGAACCUCAAUGUUAUGCUGUUUACGCCAUGUCUGAUUUUCACCAAGCUCGCAUCGCAGCUGAACGCCGAUAAGCUCCUGGACCUGGGGAUCAUCCCCAUCAUUUUCAUCAUCCAGACCUUCGUGUCGUACAUCGUAUCACGCAUAGUAGCGCGAUGCUGCGGUUUCAACCAUCGGGCUUCCAACUUCGUGACCGCGAUGGGUGUGUUUGGAAACUCGAAUUCGCUGCCCAUCUCGCUCGUCAUCUCGCUCUCUCAAACCCUCAAGGGCCUCCACUGGGACAAGAUCCCGGGCGACAACGACGACGAGGUUGCCGCGCGGGGCAUUUUGUACCUCCUGGUGUUCCAGCAACUUGGCCAGUUGGUGCGCUGGAGUUGGGGUUACCACGUGUUGCUAGCGCCGAAGUCGAAAUACGAGGAGUAUGCCGAUGAGACGAUCGAAGAGGGUCGCUAUGAAGGCGAGGAGACACAAGGGUUGAUUGAAGGGGAGGAAGAUCGUCUCAGCAAUGACAGCAGCCUGGAUCGGCCCGUCAGCCCCGCGCACACCGACGACUCGGGAACCCACUACAGCCCAGCCGGCCGGACACCUGUGGGCGGAUCCUCGCGGGCGUCGCCCCACGACUCGGAAGACGACGAACAUGACGCGGUUGGAGCACUGAAGAAAGCCAACAACUCGAAGGCCAACCCGCACGGCCGUCGCCAACUUGCCGAUCAAAACGAUAACGACGACGACUUCAACCGGAUCCUCUCCUUCCCGCACAUCCACAACGCCCUUAAUGACGAAACCGAAGCGCCUAAGGGUAUCAAGGGUGUACCUGUGCGUGUCCAGCGCUUUGCGCGCAAGACCGAGCGCAGGGUCUGCACCGCGAUCAAGACCACGGCCCGAAGCGCUUACAACAGCCUCCCGCGGCCCCUCCAAACGGCCCUUACUGGGCUCCAGCGCGCUUCGGUACGCGUCUACGGCUUCCUCUGGGAUUUCAUGAACCCCCCGCUCUGGGCGAUGCUCAUCGCCGUGUUUGUCGCCUCGGUCCCGGAUCUGCAAGCGCUCUUCUUCCGCGAAGGGUCUUUCAUCAAGACCUCCGUCACCAGUGCGAUCUCGUCCUCCGCCGGCGUCGCCGUCCCGCUCAUCCUUGUCGUCCUCGGCGCCAACCUCGCCCGCAACACCCAGGCGCGCGAAGAGGAGAUGGACCCGGAGGAGCGGCGCAUCGGUACGCGCCUGCUGGUUGCCUCGUUGCUAAGCCGUAUGCUGCUGCCGACGCUGAUCAUGGCGCCCGUGCUGGCUAUGUUUGCCAAGUUUGUGCCCGUCAGCAUCCUGGACGACCCGAUCUUUGUGAUUGUGUGUUUCCUGCUCACCGGCGCACCGUCGGCGCUGCAGUUGGCGCAGAUUUGCCAGAUCAACAAUGUGUAUGAGAGCGUGAUGGGGAGGGUCUUGUUUCAGAGUUAUGUUAUUUGGAUCUUGCCGUCGACGCUGGUCCUUGUGAUGUGUGCUCUGGAGGUGGUUGAGUGGGCUCGCUAA